GCCUCCUCGGCCGGCUCGCCACGGGGCGGAGCCUGCUGGGCAGAGGGCCGGUCCGCCCGCCCUCCGCGCCUCCCGCUCAAAAGCGCCUGCUCCGCCCGCCUCGCCUCCUCCUGCUCCGCCUCCGCUUCCCUCUCGGCGCCCGCAUCUCCCGCUCGCUAAGCCCGCCACCGCCGCGACGCGCUCCGCCACUCGGCAUCAUGGCUCUCUCCGCCGACGCCGCCUUCCAGAAACUGGCCGCCUGGCACAAGGCCCACGGCGCCCAGCUCGUCCUCCGACAGCUCUUCCAGGCCGACCCGGAGCGCUUCAGCAAGUUCAGGUCGGUCCCGCGAACGCGCAAGCGGCGGGGCCCGACGGGCGGGCUGCUGCUCGUCUCUGGCCGCGCCGGGACUUGUCUCUCGACGGCCAUCGCGGGGCAGGGGCACCUGCGAUGGCCGGGCAGCUCCGCCCGCGAAGCGGCGGCUUGCAAGCGGGCCCCGGGUCGCAGGACGCGCUGCAAAAGCAGCUCCGGGCUCGCCUGAUCUUCUGUAGCCCCCAGGCAGGACGGGCGCGCCGUCGGGGCCGCUCCGGUGGCCGCCCGCCUGCUUGCCCUUGACUCCUCCUUGCAACGCGCUACGUGCGGACGGGCACAGCCGCGGCUGCCGGCAGAGCGAGAGGGGCAUUGUGGGCCGUUCGCGCGGGAGGCUUCUCUUGCUGAGUCACGGCGAGCCGCCUCGCCUCUUCCUCCAACAACCCAGGGGAGGCCGGGCCUAGGGGGGCACUGCCCCACCGACCUCGGCUAGCCCCCCACCCACCUGCUUUCCCGGCUGCCUUUUUGCUUACUUAACAACCAGCCAUAGGGACGGCUUUGCCUGCCCCAUUCCUCCUCCUCCUCCUCAGAGGUGCCCGAAUGGAGCUGAGCAAAGAGCAGGUUGGGGACAGAGUCUAGAAGCGUUAAGUAUUGGCACUUGCUGCUGGUCUCCCUAACUCCUGCCCCACUGCGCCAACCCCCCUUAUAAGGGGAAGUGGGGAACGGGCUAUAGCUUGACUCGUGCAACAGAUUCAUUCAGCAUCUCAAACUGCUGUGCACGUGGACCUUUCGGGUCUUUCUCACCUGCUCCAGGUUGUCGCUCAGAAUUGGGCUCCUCCACUUUUUCCAUACUGAGGAGCCAGGAGCUGGAGUGAUGAUGGCACGUUUCCCUGACAUUGAAGGGGAGGGGGGCUGGGGAAGAGAUGAGCAUUGCCAUUUAAAAAAAUAAAAAUAGUUCCAGGUUACAGCUAUUAUUUUGUCCAGCUCUCAAUAAUAAAAGACAGCUAAGAAAUUUGGUUCUAAACAAAUUGUGACAAAUCACCUUAAGAUUUUUUGGAGUGGCUCUGAAAGAAUCCAUUUUGUGAUUUAGUAAUUACUUGAAACUUAAGAUCCUGUAGUGCCAGAUUUUGCAAGUUGGUAUGGAAAGAAUAGAAACUGAUUGGUGAACUACUUGGCUUCAUUUCAAAUUGUUAUGUGUUUGACUUGUGGGCAGAGUAAGCCCCCCCCCCCCCCCCUUGAGCAAUCAGGUCUUAGCCAGAAAAAGGCCUUCAGCCAGAUAACUUCCUCUAGAUCUUUUGGACUGCAACUCCCAUCGGCUCCAGCAAAGACACCUAUUUAAUACCAGUUCUGAUGUGGGUUGUAGUCCAAAACAGUUGGAAAGGGCGCCAGGUUGGGGAAGGCUGGCAUACUUGCUAUCUGACAAUUUACUGAAAAGGGUUGGACUUGGGACCUUUUGCAUAGGAAGCAUGGGCUCUCCAUUGCUGAGCUGUGGCUGGUGUAACAGAAGACGCCUGCAGCACACAACCAAGAUUGCUUCAUAAUUUGUCCACAUAUGAAGCCCAAAUUAGGAGACUGAUUCUGUCGUGCAAAAUAAAUGCAAAGGGAAACUUAGCAAUUGGGGGUUUUUGGGAGUUGCGGAGUGGGUUGAAAACCAGAGUCAGUUGCAUUGCCAUCGUUUCCAAGCAACUAGAAUUUUUCUAGUUUCCAUUUACUCUUUAAAAACAGGGAGCAAAUUCUUGUCCAUUGACACCUUGUUUCAGCUUCUACUCCUUUAUAUAUAGCACAAUCCUAUCUAAGCAAGCCCCAUUACCAGGAAAUGUUUUAGGAAUGUGGCAUUAAUAAUGCUACCUGUGUAUAAGUGGCAGACCAUUAGAUGACAUUUUGCACAUUGUGGAAUCUGCCCUAAGUUUAGUCAUAUGGCUUAGGACAGUAAAAUGAUCUGUAAAUGUUUCCUCUUGAGGUUGAAUUUCUGCCUUUAUAUCUUGAGGACUAGGCGAUGAUUGUGCUUUAAAAUGGAAAUUAAGUGAUGUGACUCCUGGUUUCCAUCUGAUUCUGUCUAUUCCUGACAUAGAGCAUAUAUGAGUGCCUCAUCUUUCUCUAAUGUGGAAAUUUUGCCUCCUUAUUUGAGGGCACUUCCACUAUUCAGGUGGGAUUCAGUCGCAUCCUGGCAAAUAUCAGGUUGUGGAAAGAAAGCUGAUUUGGAGCUUCUGCACAACAAAUAAGGGACUUCUUGCUAUAAGAAAAAUGCGGAAUGACACUUGUAUUAACAUCGUUGUCCAGCCUCCUUCAGACAAAUCCACAGAUGACCCGCAUUGUCUAAUGCCCCUGCAAAUAUGGAAGGCAGCUCAAUAAACAGGUCAUCUGUGACCCCAGCAGCAUCCAUGUUCCUUAUUUUAUAGCAUAUGGGAGGGGAGCCUGGUGCUCUUUCCCGCUUUCCCUUUCAGCUCUAUGUGCUUGCAUGUGCUUCUGAAGGAUCAGCCAAAUUUUACUGGAUCUGACAUUUACCCAGACUGUGUGUGUGCGUGCGCACACACUAUGUUUGUUUGUUUAAUAAUUUUUAUUGCAGCUUUCAAUGCAAACAACACAAUAAAAGCUAUAAAGAAUGAAAUACAAAUGCAGAUUAAAAAGGCAAAUAAAAUCUGCACAUAGAGGUUCCAUAUUUCAUAGCAAUUAAUUGAAGUAGGUUCCAUAUUUCAUAGCAAUUAGUAGAUGACUUCUCCACUCCAUAAACAAAGAGGAGCAAGGCUCAAACAUCAUAGUACUAAGGUACAUUGAAGUAUAAUAGGCAAAUAAGCUUUAUCUCUGUCUACCUCUUGAUUUAUCAGUGACACUCAUAGUCACAAGUACUAUAUUAGUAACACCAAUAUUGAUGGCCCUCCGUAUGUGCACAUGCUAUUUGUCUCUCUGUGGGGAGGCUGAUCCAGGUGAGGAGGGUGAAAAAUGACGGAAGGGUGUGGGGUCAGUGGCACUUGCUCAAAAAGCCAAAUGUGCCCACAGGCCUAAGAAGGUAGGAGAUCCCGGAUCUAGAUGAAGAGGCCUGGUUAAAUGAGCCUUUUGCCUCUGAAUGGCUAGCCCUAUCAUCACCUAAGGAUGCUUCACACAUGAUUGCUUGCUUUUCUCCACAUGUGGAUGCACUGAAAUACAUGUGUCUGCACUGGUGUCACAGAUGUACAUAUCAUGCAUGUGAUAACUGGUAUCGUAUGCACCUCCUGCGAUUGGCCUUUACCUCCCAGCCUUCAUAAUAUAAGGUUUUUGUAACUUAAAGCAUCAUCACUUCGUCUCUCACACAUGAAGCAGCUUUCAUUUUAAACUUUUGUAAAAUCUUAUCAGUAAAAUGACAUGCAAAGCAAUAUCUUGGUUACCCUGAGUGUGUUCAUAAUAAGUUUCAUAAGGCUGGCAUUUGUUGCAAGAGUUACCUAACAGCUUAAAAAGAAAGACCUUUGGGUAGGUUUUACAGUUGCACCAAGACGUUUACCUCCUACUGGUCAUUAGACAAGGGUAAUUUUCUGAUCUACACUGUUCUGUGAAACAUAAUUUAUUACAUUCGUUUCCCUCUUCUUCUAGGAAGCUUAAGGUGUACAAUAUAGUUCUCCCCUCCAUUUGAUCCUCUCAGCAACUCUGUGGAGUAGAUUAGGGGCUGAGAGUCAGUGACAGGCCCAAGGUCACUCAGUGAGGUCCAGGACUCGGCAGAGCUUUGAACUCUAGCCUCCCAGGUAGUCCAGUACUCAUAACCACAAUCUGGGAAUGUGCAAUCCCAGUCAAGGAAAAUUUUGGGAACCACUGAACUGGCACAGUUUCCUUAAAAAUAAUGGAAGGAAAUAAUUUCUUUCUAAUGGCUGGUUGAUUUUUCCCAUGCUCACCUAUCCAGGGUACCUUUUAUUUUAGCGGCCUGACUCGAUUCCAUUUCAUUCAGAGCACUUGAAGAGCAGAUAGUGGGCAGACUGGCCAUUAUUCCUCCUAUUGUAGAGUUCUCUGCGAAGUGAACACAACACGUCUGAGCAUCAGAUCAAGUUUUGAUCUCUCAUGUGACUGUUCUAAAGAAACAGCCCACCCACCCAGUGCCCCGCAUUGUUUCCCAAUGCCUGCUUAAUGGUAGCUAGAAGGUUUGAUUUCAGAUGAGUUUCUUCAUCUGUAAAAUGGAAAUAUGGGUGAUUUUAUGUGCCUCAGUUUUGCUGAGAGUAAGGAACUGUGUUUGGGGUGGAGUCUUGUGGAAAUUUUUUGAAUCGUCAUGAAUUUUUUUGCUGCAAUAAAUUGGUAGCAAUCUAAUGUAACAUAUUAUUCAGCUGACUUUUUAUGUAUGCCAUAUAACUUCUCUAGGUGCCAAAAGUAGUUAACAUAAAUGCUUGAUCAGGGACAAAACUCAAUAAAGUGGACUUGGUGUUGCCUAAAUGUUACACGUCAACAAAGUCAAUUAUUUUUAGGGGUGGGUUACUGUAUAUAUUUUAAGGCAGGGCAAGUCAAAAGUGUAAUUUACCUUUAUUUAGAUCUAAAAAGGAAAAAAAUACUGUAGGAAACUAGUAGCCCGUGAUUCUGUGCCUUAAGAACACAAGAAGAGCCCUGGCAAGAUCAGGCCAAUGGUCCAUCUUGUCCAGCAUCCCGUUCUCACAGUGGCCACUGAGAUGUUGGUGGGAAACUCUCAAGCACAAGAGCAUUCUCCCCUCCUGAAGUUUCCAGCAAGCGGUGUUCAGAAGCAUUACUGCCUCUGAUUGUGUAGGCAGAGCAUGUCCAUCAGGUUUACUAGCCAUUGGUAGCCUUGUAGUUGCCACUAGCUUGUUUUCUGCACGGGGUGGGGAGACUAUAGCUAUUUCCUGCAGACAAGCAGAUGGGUGGUGAGUUGCAAUGGAUUUAAUCAGGUAACUGUUUGGUACCUGUUGGAAGCUUGAGUGUCAAUGUGUAUCUGUCCAUGUUGUGUGAAUGCUUCAUUCUGAGACACCCGUGGAGGCAUUUCUCUCUUGCAAAUUCUGGGGCCUUGUGUGCAAUAAUCCUGUUCAUUGAAAGGUAGCAGGUGGGUCAUGUUCUGCUUCCUGCCCAUCCCAGUAUUAAGAUCACCUGGUUGCCUGGCUGGUUGCCCAGAUUCUUGCAAAGGCUAGAUGGAGCUUUGUCUGGUCUAGAAGGGAUCUGUGCUCUUGGGCGAGGUGGGCAUUCAUGGGAUCUCUUAAUGCAGAUUUGUUAUGUUAAAGAGGCUUUGAGUAUGCAUUCUUCCUUUUCAACUGUCACAACGCAUCGGUGCACCAUGGGGAUGAUAGUAAAAAUAGACUCUGCAAGGCUGAAAUGAGCCCAUCCCUGGAAUUAUUCUCAACUGCCUCCAGGGUGUGUGGUGUUUUUGAGGAACCAAUAAAAUGCUGCUGGAUGUCAUGCAAGAAGCUGGGCUGCUAGAGUGAUAUUAGUGGCUUGCUGAGCUAGAAACUUGCCUAGAAGCUGAAAAAGCUUUAUAGGAUGCCCUGCCUUCAAGACACCUUCUGCGCCAUUUGAGGCUUAUAUAGAGCAGUUGAUACAUUCUGGAAUAAUUGAUAAAUAAACCAAAACAGUUUAAUCUUCAAACCACACUGAACUGCUAUCCCUUCCGCUGACCCAUUAGUGCCAGUAUAGGGCUUUUGUUUUAAGUCAGCUGCCUUCCCUAACCUGGUGGCCCCCAAAUGUUCCACAUCCCAGCCAUGAUGGGAAUUGUAAUCCAAAACAUCUGGAGGGCACUAGGUUAGGGAAGGAUAGUUUGAGUGAUGUGCACCCUGCCUGUCAACCUGCUGGUAUUUCACAUAAUUUGUUAUAUCACGUAAAGAAACCCCCAAAGCUGUUUGCAACAAGAAUAAAACAAUAAAAUAAGUAAAAAUGUAAAAACAGUUACUGUUGAAAAAUAAUUUAAAUCCAUGACAAGCUAAAAGUAGAUUCAAGCACAUGUUAACAUUCUAAAUAUCUGAGUAGGCUUGUCUAAACAAAGAGUGGAACCUGCCACUAAAAGAUUGAUUUCCUUUUAUAUUUCACCUAUAGUUUACUUUUCUUAGCUGUGUGGGCAUGCAGAACACACACACACCCUAGGCGUCUCAGAGGCCUUGUUUGAUAUUCUAGCCUUUCACUGCUUGCUUAAACUCAUUGAAAAGCUAAGUCCCCAUGGCCUACCUUCAGGAAACAGCAACUGCUGAAAUGACCUUACUCUUAAUGGAUGCUAGUCUACAGAGAAGGCUUUUGGAGCAGGGACUUCCCUGAGCAACCUUUGUGCAGAGAGUGUGUUAUGUUCCCCUGUCCCCAAACCCCAUUUGCUCAAAAUCAAAAAUUUGUUGUUUGUUGGGGCUUGUUUCUUUCCUAUUUUGGACUUGCAUUCAGUGGUUCACCAGAGGUAGGCCAGCAUGAUGGUGCUCUAGUUUUAGACAGAGACCAUUUUCAAUGCGCCUCUUCUAUUUUUCAGCAUAGCAAGGAUGUCCUAACAAAACGAAAUUAAUUGCGCUUCCCUUUUCCUACCAUCUAUCGCAGCCAUUCUAGAUGGCUGUCAUGAACUUAUAGCUGCUGACAGAUGUGACCAGCUAAGCCGCCCUUGGGAUUAGAUACCACUGAUUGUGGCUUCUUACAUGGCAUGCUUUUCUCUACUUUUUAACCCUCGUUCAUCAUCUGUGUUGCACUCCUCAGAACAGUUGCAACACUGAAAACUUCACUAUUCCACUAGGCAUAUGUGGGCAAUUCAGAAUUCAUCUUUCCACAGAGUUGAUUGAUGUCUGAUUUUAAUUACUAUUGUUUUUAUUGUAUCGUUUUAUAUAUUAUUGUAAACUGCUUGUUAAGAUACAAUUUUUAUUGUAAAUCACUUUGAUAUUUUUCUGUGAAAUAGCAAUAUAUUAAUUUUUGACUAUCACUUUAGACUGCAGGUGGAAAUCACUUUUUUUUUAAAAAAUGCUCUGUGAUAUGUAAACAUUUUAAUAUAAAAGCUAGAAAAAUAUUACAGGUUCCUAAGCAUCUGGCUCGAGCGUAAAUUAUUGCACUGGGUCAGACUUAUGGUCAGUCAAUCCUAGUCCUGUCAACUGAUUAGCAGUAGCAGGCAUGGCAUUCUACCUUUUUAGAUAGGGGUGGGCAGUAGGUAGAUCUCUGGGUGUUUUGCUAUAGGCUUUCUGACUCCCAAUUGUUUAGCAGUAGCAACCACAAACCAAUAUUCCUUUUUUUUUUUUAAGAUAUUUAUUAAAAUUUCAAAAAUAAAAAAGAAGUUACAAUAGUAAUAAUAAGAAAAAGAAGGAAAAAAGAAAAAAGGAAUAAAAAAGAAAGAAGAUAAUACAAAAUACAAAAAAGUAAAAACAAUUAAAAACAAAUCAAUCUUUCCAUAUCUUGUCUUUCAUUCACUUGUUUCCCUGACCUCCUCACACCUCCCCUUUUUGUAUUCCAGUUCAGUAAGUUAAUUCAGCAAAUCCUUUCCCUCUUUGUUUUUAUCUUAGUCCUUUGUCUUAAUAUGUAAUACCUGUAUAUUCUCAUCUGUUAGCGGUCCAUUUUUACAUACUCCUUGUAACAUUGCUACUAAAAACCCCUUAGCUUCAUUCCAACAUCAUUCUAACAUUCAUUAAUUUUACAGUAUUUCUGUAGAUAGUCUUUAAAUUUCUUCCAAUCUUCUUCCACCGACUCUUCUCCCUGGUCUCAGAUUCUGCCAGUCAUUUCCGCCAGUUCCAUAUAGUCCAUCACCUUCAUCUGCCAUUCUUCCAGGGUGGGUAGAUCUUGUGUCUUCCAGUACUUUGCAAUAAGAAUUCUUGCUGUUGUUAUGGCAUACAUAAAGAAAAUUCUAUCCUUCUUUGGCACCAAUUGGCCGACUAUGCCCAGGAGAAAGGCCUCUGGUUUCUUCAGGGAUGUAUAUUUAAAUACCUUUUUCAUUUCAUUAUAGAUCAUCUCCCAGAAAGCCUUAAUCCUUGGGCACGUCCACCAAAGGUGAAAGAAUGUACCUUCAGUUUCAGAAAGAAUGUACCUUCAAUUAUUUCAGAAAGAAUGUACCUUCAGUUUCUUUACAUUUCCAACAUUUAUUAUCGGGCAAAUGAUAGAUUUUUGCAAGCUUGACUGGGGUCAUGUACCACCUGUAUAUCAUUUUCAUAAUAUUCUCUCUUAAGGCAUUACAUGCCGUGAACUUCAUACGAGGUAUGAAGUUCACAAACCAAUAUUCCCCCACCUAGAUCAGGCUGUUGACAUAAAUACGCCUAACCAGGAUUAGACUGUUGUGUGGAGCAGCUGAACAAGUUCAGAAAAGGAAUUCCUAAGUUCAGAACGUGCUUAUUUAAUUCUAACAGUGUGCCCUUUUGCAUGUGACUCUGGUUGAUAGAACUUGGGCGUUUUAAUAAACUAGUAGAUCCAACUAGCCUGGCAUCUGGCUGUGUGUGUGUAUGUGUGUGUGUCCAAAUGUCCGACAUACAGCCUUAUUCUAGCAACCUCUGCCACUGCUGCACACAACUCUGAAAUAAGUUGUGCAGCUCCAUUCAUUUCAGUGCAAGCUCCCAUUAAAAUGAGCCCCAUUAAAAGUGGCAUGUGGGAGAAGGGACAUGAUCCACUGGGAAGCUGAAAUAGGGCUUGUGAAAGAGGAUGAGCAGAAAGUUCUGUUCAGAGUGUGUGUCUAGGGGUGUGUGCCAUUUGGAGUUUUUUAGCUUGGUGUGGCAGAAUCUUUCACUUCUCCUAGGGUCGGGGUCUCUCUCUCUCUCUCUCUCUCUCUCUGUGUGUGUGUGUGUGUGUGAGAGAGAGAGAGAGAGAGUAGGAAAUUCCUGCAGUGGGUUGUGGCCCGUAUCCGAAUGCACCGUAAAGGUGUUUCUUACUUUCCCUCAAACUGUGACAACAAGGGUUCUGGUCAGAUCAGGGGAGGCAAAAUAUACACAAGAACUUGGCCCAACUCUAUGCUUCUGUGGACUCAUGGCUGCUGCCUGCGUGACUCAUCUCUUUCCACCUGAGUAGCUGCUCUGUAUAUUCUUGGAUGCUGCAUUGCAGGAUGGGUGCUCAAGCAGAAGGUGCUCUGUCAAGGGAGGCUUCAGAAAACGUCCUGGAGGUUCUGCAAAGCCAGCUGUGGAAAUAAAACUGGGGCAGCCUCUCCCUACCUGUGUUCCUGAAUGGCCAGUGUCUUGUUUCCAGCCUGCCCCACUGAGAGUCAACUUUGCAUUUUCUUAAUUAGCAAUUCCUUCCCACCUCUGUAUUGCAGCAAUCCAAGGCUAGUGUUAGAAUGUGGGUUGUAGCCAUUGCCAUUGGUGUUUUCCUGAGCUCUGGCUAGCUUUGAACACUGUAAAUCUGCAAAUGUGUGUACACACUGUGGGAAGGGAUAGCUCUCUCAUAUUACUCUGAACUCUCUCCAGCCUUAGCCUAUGAUGCAGAACGGGCAUGUUUGGGCUGGCUGGCUAGCUAAGCCCACAUAUUUUGGAGACAGUUGAGGAUUAGAUUAUACAAUUCCCAAAUAGGAUUAGUAUGUAAAUAAGCAGAAGGGAUGAACUCUUCUUUCUCCAUGAAUUACCUUUGCCUUAAAAAUAAAAACCCUACUAUUCCACAUGCUUCCUUCACAAAUCAUUAUUUACUUUACUUUAUUAAUUUAUAUCGGCCCUUUUUCCCAGUGCAGGGCGCAAGGUAGCUCACAGCAUAAAUAAUAAAAGAUGCAGCUAAAUAAAUAUUAAAAAAUAUUACACAAAUAUUUUACAAUAUUACACAAAACACAAAAUAAAUAUUAAAAAGCAAUUAAAACCAUCGCCCUAUUAAAAAUAUUCAUGUGUGUUUCUCUGCUGCGAUUAGCAUUAGAUGUGACUCUUCACCUGGGUGGGUGCAUUGAUAAAAAUAAUCUUUUGGGAGGGGCACACACUACAGUUGCAGCUCCAAAAUCCAGAGUUGGACAACACUUUUAUUAGGAACAACCAAAGUGUCACGAAAUAGUGGCAAGCUUUUGAGUUUUUCUGAACUCUUCUUUGGGGAAGAUGUUACAGAAGCAGAAAGUGGAAAGAGUAGGAGAAAUGAAAAGGUGCAAAAAUUAUGCUGGAACAAGCAGACUCUGUUGCAAAGUAGAGACUGCAGGCUGAUGCCACACUUGAUCUUACCCAGAAGCCCAAGAAGUGAGCUGAGGAAGUCUCUUGGUGCUCUUUGCCUUGAAUGUUUAUCAUUCUCUUGUGACCUGGGGUGUGUGAAUACAAACAAGCAAUGUUGGCUAAUAUCCAGUAAAUCUUGUUUUUUAAAGUCGCCCAUGUGGUGGUGCAGUGUUUCUGAAAAUGUUCACAUAACAUGAUGGCUUGCUUUUAAUUCUUUUGGCAGCUUGACCUUGAAGAGUGACCAUGGGGAUAUCUUGGUGGACUAUUCAAAGAACUUGGUUACAGAGGAAGUGAUGAAGAUGCUGAUAGAACUGGUAAUUCACCUUGAACACGAAUCCUAUUUAUUUAGAGCUUCUGGUUACAGAAAUUCCAAAGCUGUUUACAGCAGUGAAGCUGAUAUAGUAAUAUAAUGUAUUGAGAAAAACAAAAUCUCGUUAUUGCCGUAACCGAUAACAUUAGAACUGGGCACGCAAAUAAAUAUGUUUUUAAUAAACAGGAAAAGCAUAGUGCAGCUGGUAGUCUGCCACUUUCAAUGUAUAUGAAGCUUUACAGCACACCUGAAGCAAACCAAGCUCCAGCUUAAUACAGAACAAAGUGGAUUCUUGCCCACAAAUGUUGGUCAGAAAAGUUUGGGGUUGGGAGCAAAGGGGUAUUUCCAGUUUCAUAUCAUGGCCUUGGUUUCAUAAAGCCCAGGAUCUCCCUGCAUGCUUACGCAGAGCCCAGCUGCCCUGACAACAAAUGCAAGGGGCAGCCGUCUUGUCCCUGCGCUUGAAAACUGCAGUCCAGUUGGACGGGGGGCUUCACCAAAUGUUAUACCAAAGCUAGUGCCCUCCUAAUGCUUAGAAUAUCUGCUCUCAUUAGCCCAGGCUUAACCAGUACUGAUGGAAGGUGUAGUUCAAAAACAUUUGGAGGGUUCCAGGUUGAAGGUGAUUUGAAGCAACCUGGGCAAGCUUCCAGGGGCCAUGUGCUAGGGGUGGGCCGGGCCAGGGGUGGGGAGGAAUGGCAGAGCAGCGAGUGAUUUUACACUUGUAUAGACUACUUUGUACACACAUUCACACACCCCUUUCUAGCUUCCAUUCAAGUAAGCCAGGAGGGCAUCCACAGAGUUGGAAGGACACAUUCCAGACUUGAACUGGGGGGUGGGAGGAGCUGGGCCAGUAAGUGGUGUGGCUGCCAUAGAAUUCAGGGGGCCUGGAGGGCCACAUUUAGUCCUGGGGCUGAGGCUCCCCAUUCCUGAUUUAGAGGAUCUUUUAGGAACAGGCAGAGAAAAAUGACAUUGUGUGUGUGUGUAAAAGGAAGCUACUGGCAUACUGGAGGGGGUUAGUGAGGGAGGGGUCAUCUCUUAUGUGACUGGUGGAUUUGGAAAGCUGAUAGUCAUAUUUACUAAAAGGUCAACUUUUACUUUCAGGCAAAAUCAAGGGGCAUUGAGAAAGCAAGGGAGCAAAUGUUCACUGGAGAAAAGAUCAACUUCACUGAGGUAUACCUACUUUUUAUUUUUGUCUGUGGGUUCCUGCUCAGUAACAGGGAGGAGGUGUUUCCAGCACACAAAGCAGGGCAUCAAGCAGCUGUAUGGGGUUUCUGGAAAAUAGUGUAUGUGUGUGUGUGUGUGUGUGUGUGUGUGUGAGAGAGAGAGAGAGAGAGAGAGAGAGAGAGAGAGAGAGAGAGUAUCAGAGUCAGAGAGUGUGUGCUGGGGUUUUUGUGGUGGUGGGGGUAUAAAGGCAAUGAUCUGGCCACCAUCCUCUAGAUAUUUUGCUAUGUAGUCCAAUGAUUAAAUAUUAGACUGGUUUUCAGUUGCCAGAUUCAUGAAUAAAUUGUAUAGUUUUUCCAAUAUAUCUAGUUUGUUUUUGUGUUAAAGGUUUUUUUUUUAACUUCACAUGAAGCUAAAUGUGUGAAUAGUCUCAUUCUGUCAAAAAGUGUAUUGCAUUUCUAUGGGGACAUGCCUCUUCUAUGAUCUUGAACUGGCUUCAUAUCUUCUCUCCCCCUUUCUGGACUAAUAGUAGCCUUAUAGUUGUUACAGAUCAAGCUGACCUGAUGUGAACAGGAUGUGAAAUGAACCAGGAAGUCCCCUAUGGACCUCUGUCUUUGCUGUUUGACCUUGGAGAAACCUCCUUUCUGACAGUCCCACCAUCACCUCCAUGUGGAUCUAAAAUCCACAAUAUAAUGCAGAGCUUGACAGAGGGAUUGCUAUUAGUAAUUCCUGAAUCAGCUCUGUAUUGUAUUGGUUAUAAUAUAAUAACCCAUAACAUGAAGCGUGUUGCAUACUGGGCACUAAGUAUUAUUCUCAACACACAUUCUGUGCCACUGCAAAGCAGAAAUGCCUCCAAGUUUUUUGUUGGAAUUUUAUGAUUGCUUCACAUUAAAUGUUAAGGAACUUCUCUGAGAUGUGUCAAGUGUGAAAAAGCCACUUCCUCUUCAUGGCAACUGAAAUCCCCUUCUGUGGUUUUGGUGUUCAUUAUUUUGGUGCGCAGAGCUAUCUGAAGGAUGGCCUCUGCUGUGUACCAAGACUACCAGAUGCCCCUUCGCAUGUCCAUUUGCCUUGUGACACACAGAAUGCAAAAAUUAAGGGGCAUGCUGCCAUUUUCCUCAGUGGCACCCAAGUAGUGCGUGUCAUCGGGUGGAAAGAAAGGAGUGUUUUGUUUGUUGCGUUUUGCAACACUGCUGGCCGUUUCUGCUUUUGUUGCUCUUCUGGAGCUGUUGCUGCAACAGAAAAUUCCUGUGUUGGUAAAUUGUGGCGAUGUGUGUGUGCUUAAUAGAUUUCUUUUUCAUGUAUUUGUAAGCUGCUGCAGGGACUUCUGUGGUUGGGGAUGCUGUAUGCACAUAACAAGUAAAUCCUGCACCAUCCACACACAGGGAACAGUGAGGGGGGCUACCCACAGGACUUGAGUGUAACUUGGUCCUCUGUGCCACUACUCUGCCAGAGUGCUUUCCAGCAUCACUCUUCCUGUCUUGCCUGCCCCCAGGUGGCAGAAUAAAUUCCUUCCCUAGGCUGGCCCUUAAGAGCAUCAGAAGAGCCUGCAGCUGGAUCAGGCCAGUGGUUCAUCUAGCCCAGCAUCCUGUGGCUGGACCAUCUAGCCAAGCAACCUUGAUUUCUUGUGUGUCCCUUCUUGUGGGUAGAGGGCUGCCAUCACUUCCUCCCUCUCUGUCUACUGUUGUUGAACAUCAGAUUGUUAUAAAUAAGUCUGUCAUUACUGUUUAGUAAUAAUCCCCAGCUUUACGGCCUACCUGUGUUAGGGCAAGUUACCCAUCUCAUCUCACUAAUUGAACAUACAUUCAAAGAAGCGGGUUUUGUAUUCUAAAACACAUACUUCCCAGACUCUCUAGAUUCUUUGAAAAACAAUACGAAUAAAGAAUUGUAGGAAGUAAACAUGAAAGUCUCUCUGUCAUAAUUUUUGACCUUAACAAUAAUUUCUACAGCCUGUUUCUUGCUCCCGUCAUUCGCCAAAUUGGUUCUUGGCUGUUUCAAAAUGUCUGUUUCCCUCACCCCCACUUCUGCCUAGUGAAGCCUUUUUGGAAACCCCAAACUACACUCUAGUCUGUGGCAUCUGACCCAGUUUUGGUUGUUACUGCUUAUUUUAGUUUUUAUACACGCGCACGCACACACACACAAUAUUUAAAAAAGAUCAUUUAUAUCACCUGUAUAUUAUUUGCAUGUUUUAUAGUACUUGAUUUUUCAUUAUUUUACAAUUUUCAACUCCUUACUGUGAAACCGCUUUGAGAGAUAUAAAACAAGUGAAUGCACAAGAUGUUUGAGUGGCUGAGUGAAGGACAGGAGGGUCUUCUUGGUUCCAAAGGCAAUCAGCAACUAGUGGUCCCAUUUCCUUCUUCCUGGCUGCUGCAAUCUAAAUUCCUCUGGUCCUCUUGGCCCAAGCACCUUUUGGUUUAGAAAAGAGACUCAGUGCCCAAUAUCCUUUGCCUGGGCGGCUUAUAAGUGCCACUGAACAGUACUUGUGAAGUUUCUAUAAAUUGCAGGAGGGGAGAGUGUUCUUGUGCUUGGCUCUUGUUUGUGGGUUUCCCAUAAUGAGAAUCUGGUUGGCCACUCUGAGAACAGGAUGCUGGACUAGAUGGGCCACUGGCCUGAUCCAGUAGCCAGACUCUUAUGGUCAUUGCAGAGUUCCCAUUCACUGUGGUCUACUGGAAGAAGCGGUUCCUAGUGGAUUGUCUCCCAAACUACAGAAGAAAACCAGCAGAAAGAGAACAGAAAAUAGUUUGUUUUGCUCCUUCAGAUCAGUACCAAUCAGUUCUGCUGAGAUUCUCGGUUUUGGUAAGUAAUUGUUGCUUGUCACUAUCCAUAACUGUCUUGUCCUCUCUUCUCAUUUUAGAACCGAGCUGUGCUCCAUAUUGCUUUGCGGAAUCGCUCAAAUACUCCAAUAUUAGUUGACGGCAAAGAUGUGGUCCCAGAAGUGAACAAAGUUUUGGAGAAAAUGAAGAAUUUCUGUCAGGUAUCCAAGUAUUUGUGGGUUGUGCUCUGUGGAUAAGGCAGGUAUAAUGUCGGCUGUCAUGCGGACUAGUAGUCCCUCAGCUGUUUACAUAUUUCUGUUGGAACAAAUCAAUGUUUAUUGUAUAGUAAAAAUACUGUCUUCUAUAUAACAUAUAUAUAGUUAUAUAUACUAUAUAACAGUGCUCUUCACUCUUGGUUCCCCAGCUUUUUUGGAUCCUGACUCCCAUGAUCCCUGAUCAUUGGAUGGCCUGUGGGAAUGAUGGGAGCUGUAGUGAUGUCCUAAAUAGCCCAGUUCUCUCUCUCUGCAAAAUAUUCCUUGCUGUAGACUUUUUGGCAUGCUCUGUAGGGUUGAGAGAACAACUUUUUUAAUAUAGAUUCUAGUAAUGUAGCAACCCUUCGUCAUAUAUACACAAAACUCCAUAGACUUAAAUAGUAAAGGUUGUAUGAGAUCACAGUCCAUAUAACUGGGCUUCGUAUUCAAGAAUGUGAUCAGCGUUCCUGAUCAUCUGUUCCCCUCCAGAUGUUUUGGACUGCAACUCCCAUGAACCCCAGCCAACACUGCUUUGUAGUCCAAAACAUCUGGAGGGGACCAAGGUUGGAAAAUGCCACUUUAACUAGAAUUGGAUGCUCUGCUAUUUUUUAUUUAUUACAGUUACUUAUAUGCUGCCUUCUAGGGUACAAUUCCUUCCAAGGCAGAAAACAAGUAGUAUUAAAUUUAAUUUUUUAACUUUAAACAAAUAAUAUUAACUUAUUAAAAAGUCACCCAGCUCCUUCCCACAGGGCAGUUGGUAGAUGGCCUGGUAACUGGGAGAGGAAUAACCCAGCUGACGCAGGUUGCAAGAGGGUCUUCACCUGUUCCCCUCUUUCCUGGAAUCCUCCCCACUAAACUAAGCAAGUGGUCCACCAAGCAAUUGAAAUCUAACACCCAGUUCUUCACCAUGUGUCCACACAGUAACUCUGUGUGGUAGGUUAGGCUGAGAGGCAACGAUUGUCCCAUCUUCAUGGCUGAGUGGGGAUUUAGUCUCCCAGGUCCUAGUCCUACAUUCUAACCACUGGAAUUACUGGAAAGCACUGUAUAAAGGCCAUCUUUGUACUUGCAGAAAGUUCGCAGCGGUGACUGGAAAGGCUACACGGGAAAAGCCAUCACUGAUGUGGUCAACGUUGGCAUUGGCGGAUCAGAUUUGGUGAGCUGUUCUGCUUUGUGACUUCUCCUUGCAAAGGAAGCAUUUGGUCUAAAUGUUUAGCUGCUCUGACAGCCUUUUCUCUUUAGGGCCCCCUCAUGGUAACAGAAGCCCUCAAGCCAUAUUCCAAGGGCGGUCCUCGUGUUUGGUUUGUCUCCAACAUCGACGGUACCCACAUGGCCAAAACCUUGGCUGAGCUGAACCCCGAGACUACACUCUUCAUCAUUGCAUCCAAGGUACGUCCCAAGUCCUUUAAUACAUCAGCAGCUCAUGCUAAGUAGAGGAUUAAAUAUGCAAAGGUGACCUCUCUAGACCAGGCUUACCCCAGGCUGCCCUAGCAUCAUAUGGCCUGGGGUUGAUGGUAAUUGUUGUCAAAUUGUGGGCACCAGGUUGGGAAGGCUGCUGCACAUUGCCUUUGCUCAUGCCAGUUUUGGUGACUAGGCAGAGGAACAGGUUGCUCUUGGUUUAUUUAAGUAUUUGUUAGCCAGUAGCUUUAGUUAAGCCUGCUGGCUUUGGGCUUAGCUGAACUAGGAGAAAAAUAUGAUAGAUGAUGCACUGAUUUUUCAGACGCUUGGCUUUUUAUGCAAGCUGUACUUUGCUAGGGCGCCUCAGUAUUUUGUCUGAGAAACCAUAGAGUUGGAAGGGACCCAAAGGGUCAUCCAGUCCAACCCCCUGCAAUGCAAGAAAAGGCAGGCAAGAGUUUAGGAAGCUUAAGUGGGAAGAGAACUUCAACCUAUAGGCUUUGUUUUGUGAAUUGGAACUCCCCAGUUCCUCUGAAUUUUGUUGUAUGUUUAUGCAAUGGUUUAUGUUUAAUUUUUUUUUUUGAUGCAUUUAAUAUUGUAUUGUGGGUUUUAAGUAUUUAUGCACACUACCCUGAAAUUGGCUUUUGGGUAAAAGUGUGGUAUAAGAAUUAUUGAAAAAGAAAGAAAUCCAGGUUUCCUGCCUGAAUGCUGUUGAGAAGACUAGCAUCUCAUGGCUCUCAUUUGCCUGGAUGCCUUUAGACAAUUGGUUAGGUUUGGAAAGGGAUGAAUAGCAUUUUUUUUUAAAGCUUGCUUUAUAAACUAGUCUUUUGUUAUAUAAUGAAAGAAUUUUUUGGAGAUGGAUGGGAGAGGAGGAGGACGUGAUGUUGGUCCUUAAAGCUACAUUUUAAUGGUUGAAUAAACUCCAAUAGAGCAGGGUGAUAUUGACAGAACUGCAUGACUGGCCAUGUCAACGUGUUUCAUAAAGAGGGAAAUAUUUUUUUUGCUGAUGAGCAAAUUGGGACUGUCUGGAAAAUCAAGGGGAACAAAGGGCCCCAUGUUUAGAUCCACAGCAGAUCAGUCAGAGCAAUUAUUGGCUUGAGUGAUUUCAAAUCUUCCUGCAAGUUUAAAAUUAGCAAUCAUAAGAAGGGCCCCAUCAAUCUGAAUGUUCUCCAGUGCAUGCCCUCAUUGUAAUGAAUGGGGCUUGCACAGGUCGUUGUCCUGAUGGCUAUUACUAAAAGUGUGUGAGAGUUCUAAAUGACUUUUAAAUUCUCAAAAGGUAGUCAUUAGGAUUGUGUGUGCUGUGAUUUUGAGGGGAAAGUGCAGAUCUGAUGGAAUUCAGCUUCUUGAGAACAAUAAGUAAAAAAAGGCAAAAAAGUGCACAAGAUGGUUUGUGUUGGUACUAGCAAGCUAUGUAGCUGGCAUUGCUUGGGAAUUUGAAGAAACCAAAAAAUCGGUGGAGUUUUUAAAGGUUCUGUCUGCCAUCUUGUUUCAAAAUGGCACCCAAUUGGAUCCAAACGUAAGAUGAAAACCCACUUCUCAAUCACAGGAAUCGUCAUGCUAGAUUUGAUCUUUAUCUGAAUGUGGAUGGGCGGACAAAAAAGUUUUCAAAAUACAGAUCUAGAAAUAAUAAUAAUACUGUAGGUAAAGAUAAUACAAAUAAUUAUAUUUUAUAAAGCAGUAUGUAAGAACUAGAAACUGCUAAAAUGUGUGAGCCAAGGCAGCUCUAGUUGUGCUGAUGGGAGCACCUUGGAAUUUGCCUGUAGUUUCCUCAUUGUGCUUUCUGUUCCUUAAAAGUUGCCUAAGUGGCUUGUCUAAGUCUUUAACUGUUUUCCCCCUCUUCUCUUGGUGCACAGACUUUUACCACCCAAGAAACUAUUACCAAUGCCGAAACAGCCAAAGAGUGGUUCCUAAAUGCUGCUAAAGAUGUAAGUGAAAGUUCCUUGGUUAUGUGCUCAGUUGUGUAAAUAAAUUAAUCUGUAAAGUGGCAAAUGACUAAUGUAGAUAUAAAGGUAGCCCAGAAAGAGACAGGAGUCAGCUUCAGUAAACAUUUCCUGCCUUGUCCCAUGGAAGCAAAUUUCUACUUAGGGUUAGCAAGCCUUCUCCAUCUCUAAAACAUUUUUGGUGCAAGAGUGUUGGAUGCCGUUUCUGCUGUCUUAAUUCCUGCUAGGAACUGCUACAUGCUUUCGCCCAGGUGGUCACAGAACUGUAGCUGGAAUCCUCUACAAAAGCUCCAGCUGAAACUGCAAACUGGGAGCCAGUCUUCAGAAUGUGUUUGUCCACCCUCGUUGGCAUUUAGCUAUGGUCCUCUGCACUUAUACUAACCACAGUUACCUCCACAGCCAUGGUUUGCAAAUGCAUCUCAAACCAUUGCCUCGUAGUCUGGUUUAUGAGGGAGCCAGGUGACUGUUGGUGGACAUGACUGAAUGUGGGGAAGGAAUGGAGGGCAGGCAGUUUCCUGUGUCAUGAGAAGGGAGCACAUACCCCUCAGGCAGACUCCAGGCCUGCAAAUGUUGUUGCAGGGAAAGCCUGCGUUCCAUCUGCGCAGGCCUGAGGUGUCUUGGCAGACUCCUCCCUAGGAACGUUUUGGAGCCAGUUGGGCUGCAAAGAAACAUGAGAGUAAAGGCAAGCUAGCGAGUGCCCCUUUGAUAUUUGGCAACUCCUUUGCAGCCUGAAACCAGGUUGUACUUGAGACAGGACUUGGCCUUUUCAAAGGCAGAUGCCUGAACUAUGAAUAGGUUCCCUGAAGUGGAGCCCUGCGUUCUCCAGCAACUUCUAAAAGGAUGUGCUGCUUCUUCGCUAUAACUAUCUUUAUCCUGAUGGAGGGGCAGAGUUGCCUGUUUAAUGGAGUCUAAAAAAGACACACUGCAGACACUGAACUGCAGAUGAAGCUGGGGUUGAGAGGUUGUUAAUUGCUGCAUGGUAUGGGGCAGUUAAACAGCCUUUUCAUACUGGCACAUGUUGCUCUUGCAAAAUGCCUCCCCACCACCUUACAAUUCUAAAAAUGAUGAAAUUGCUAGGAAGAAACCAGGACACCCCCCCCCCCCAAAAAAGCAGCUCCAAUAGGGUGGAAUCUGGAGGGCCGUAAUCUGGGUUGGAAUCAUCAUCAUGGCAAGUAAAGCAGAAAGUUCAGGUCUGGAUCCAGCACUUCUGGGGGACUAAAGGCGAGGCAAGCUCAGUGUGCAAGCAGUGGGUACACUACAGUAGGUACACUAUAAUAAUAAUUUUAUUUAUACACCUCCCAGUAUAAGCAUACAAAACACACCAAACCAUUUUGUGCUUUUAAAACAAGUGUAACUAUCUUCAACCCCUAAACUUGCUUUCUAGAAUGUUAGAAUAUUAAUAUUAAUUGGUAUGCUGUUUAAUGCCCAGGAGGGGAUCCUUGGCAUUGCUUGAUGCUCUGCCACUGUGCCCAACAAGUCUGGUGGUGUUGCUGUUAAAUGCCAGGUUGGUUUGAUCCAAUGCUGUGCUUUUGUAACCAGUGUAUGAGCUGCAGCUGGUAAAAAGUACUCCUUGUGCUUAUGCCAUCACUGCAUGGCUGUGAGCUGUAAUGUCUUGAGGAGGAAGUUGGUUGUGCUCAUUCCACAGACAAAUUCAUUUCUGCAGCAAGAACAGUUUCCUCCAGGUAUGCUGGAGUACAACUCACCCCCUCCAGCCCCCAGAGGUCAGGAGUGAUGGGAGUUGUUGUCCAGAGACUUGGGGAGGGGGUACCAUGUUGGGUACCCCUGCUAUGUAUAAACUGGAGCUCAAUUCUACUCAGUUGGUCAGCUAAUAAUAAUAUUUAAAGCAAGCUUAGCUACUCUGGAGAACAGUCAGCAAAUGCUGUCCCAAGGGAAUACAUACCUGAGUUGAUGUUUUAUCGCAGGAUGUUUAUCUUAAUUGAAUAUUUCUUAAUUGAGGGAGUGGCUUUCAUGUUGUGUUCUCAGGAACAUUGACUUUCCUCAGCGUAUUGAUGUUCCUUGAUAAGAAGCUCAGUAAUGACUGACAUGCUCUCCCUCCCAAAAGGCAGUUUGCCCACCUCCUACCUUAUUUCCCCCCUGGCUGCACCUUUGGUGUUGGGAAUGCUCUGAAGUGCAAACUCAGUUCAUUAUUCCGGCUCUUGGUAACACUUGGCAGCCUGUCUAGCAUCCCUUUGGACAAGGCCUGUCGCGUAAAGCAUAGCGGGAAUCCUUUUGUAGGGUACAGGACAUCACUGAUUCCUGUGACAAUCUGUAAAAUCAAACAAACAGGCAUAAAACCAAUUUUUGUGGUAGCAACAGUUUUUAGUAUGUUAGGUUUUAACAUCUUCUUUCACCUGGUGGUUUCAGUAACGUUUAUUGUGGUAGUGAUUUUAGGAAUGAAGGACUUCUUUUUUUUUUUUGAGACUGCUGGCUUUAUGAUGAGUUAAAUUUUGCUGGAGUUUUUAAAACGAUGUAUGCUUUUGCUGAAUAAAAGUUCCAUGAAGGUAAAAAACCCAAACCUGAUAGGAUAUUUAGCCUUGGGGAGGUGGAGCAGCAGUGGUGGUCUCUGAACUUUAGUUAUGAUUUCCAGGGCUGUCGUGGCAGUUCAGAAUAUCUCGAUUGUUUCCUUACCCAACAAUCUUCCUUCCUUUCUUUUCUUUCAAGCCUGCGGCUGUGGCCAAGCACUUUGCUGCCUUGUCUACCAACGGGGUGAGUAUUUCAGUUUAUAAGUUUCUGUAGUUUUUUGCCCUUCUAGAACAAUUUAAUAGCAGUGUUGGGAUCAAAGUAAUGUGAUGCAGGAGAUCAGUGAUGCUAAGUCUCCUGUUGCUUUACAAAACAGCUGUUGCCUUGAAGAUGUGGGAACAUUUUGAUGACUUUAGGUCUUCCCCUACUGAGUUUGUAGCAUAUUUUAGGAAAUUGCAUGGCUGGAAGGAAAGGGUUAACCCCCUCCCCUCCAUUGCCAUUCCUAAAUCUCCCAUGACACUUCUUGUUCGGCCCGCAGCUGAAAAUAUAUGAUGGAAAUAGAAAGCAAUACUAUUGGAGUCUCUUGAAAUAUUCUACAUACUUACAGUGAAUUGAUCCUACAUGUGCUGGUUCUUAACUUGCCAAAAUGGCACUCCUUGCUAAAGUGGGUGGGGUCUCCUAACAACUCUCAGCAGCACCCUUAGCAAACCACAGCUCCCAGAAUUCUUUGGGGGAUGUCAUUGGAUGUUUAAAGUGGUAUAAUGCUUUUAGUGUAUAGUGUGAAUGUGGCCUUAUUCUUCCUUCUCUCUUUAAAAAAUACAGCCACAAUAAUAUAUUGGUUGCUCUGUCCCUAUAGAUGUAAAUAGUGUUGCUCAGGCUUUCCCAAGAAAGCUCUACUUUGAUAAACAUUCCUACUGCGGCUUCUCAGCCACUGAAUGUGUUUUGAAUAUGUAUUUUCCCAACCCUAACUGGAGAUGCUAUUGAGAGUUGAACCUGGGGCUUUCUGUAUGCAAAGCAGCUGCUCCACCAUUGAGCCACAGCCCUAGUAAUUUUUGCAGGCUUCUCUGCCUAGCACCAAUCUGAUCUCUAAUUGUUGCUCUCUCUCUCUCUCCACCCCCCCCCCCCCGCUUUCCCCCUUUUUUAGCCUAAAGUUAAAGACUUUGGAAUUGACACUCAGAACAUGUUUGAGUUUUGGGACGUAAGUAAAACAUGCUAUGCAAGUCCAUCAUUGGACAAUAGGACAGUGCUUCUCAUUCUUCUAGAAUUCAGGCUCCCCACAUACACAUUUUUCUCUGGAUACACAGGGAAUCAUUGUAUACAGCCUACUUCUUCACCCAGGAACCUGUUGUGAGGCAGCAAUGCUUCUGAAUACCAGUUGCUGGAAGCAACACGGGGUGGGGGGAGGGGUCUUGUGCUUGGCUCCUGUUUGUGGGCUUCCCAGAAGAGGCGUCCAGUUGACCACUGUGAGAAUAGGAAGCUGGACUAAAUGGGUUAUCAGCCUGAUCCAGACAGCUCUUCUUACAUUUUUAGUUUUUUGUUUACUAAAACAACAAAUCGUUAAUGCUCAAACAUACGUUAGCAUGUACACAGACAGAUACACACCAACAGAUCAGAGUCUUCUCCUAAACAUCCAGUGCCAGCGUGGUGUAGUGGUUAAGAGCGGUAGACUCAUAAUCUGGGGAACCAGGUUCGCGUCUCCGCUCCUCCACCUGCAGCUGCUGGGUGACCUUGGGCCAGUCACACUUCUUUGGAGUCUCUCAGCCCCACUCACCUCACAGAGUGUUUGUUGUGGGGGAGGAAGGGAAAGAAGAAUGUUAGCCGCUUUGAGACUCCUUCGGGUAGUGAUAAAGCAGGAUAUCAAAUCCAAACUCUUCUUCUUGUGUUAACCAAGUGGGGGAAGGAAAGCUUCCAUGAUUUUGCCCAAUCUUUAAAGCCAUACAGGUUGGUAGGCAUCAAUGCCUCAGGACCUGAUAAUUCCUACGAACUGUAUAUGCCUUCCAGGUGUGACCCCCCCUCCUCAAUUUGGGAUAGAAUAAAAGUCUGUUCAGCAGCAGCGAUGUGCUGACCCUCCUCCUUUUGCUAAUAUUUGCAGUGCGGUGGAGCUUUGAUGAAGGGCAGAUUUUAGGGGUCACCACCAUGAAUACACUGCAGAAAGUCUGGCCUCUUUGGCUCUUUUGCUAAGGAACUUGUCAAAGGUCAGGCUAGGAGGCCUCUGAACACAUUUCAGUCUAGACAGCUGCUGGGUAAUAGGAGAUAGUUUGCUGCUCCCAGCUUCUGGACUUCAUGAGUUAUUAUAAGCUGUGACAUUUUGCCUGAUGGGAGCCUACUGUAUAGAAUCUAGGUCAGUAAAAAGGUCAAAUGUCAGCCUUGCUUGAGAUCUUGAAAGUGGUGCAGGGGCUGAACUUCGAUCUUUGAGCUUAUCAUAAACUGCCUGGCAGUGAAGAAUCCAAAGUUCAUGACCGUCCAAGGAUUUGGCUGCACCUUUUCCUUACCUCAUCCUCCUGCCAUAGAAAGGUGUCCCUUUCCCACUUCCCAUGUGCCAGAUUCCUCCUUAAGGUGACCAAGCUCAGGUGGCAAAGCUCUGCCCCAAAUGCAUAUCCUGAAAGACCUGGCGCUGGGAAUGCCCACUCGCUGCCUUUCGUCUGGCACCUCAUUUUUCCCUAGUUUGGUGGGUCAAACUUCCCCUUAUCCCUCUUUUCUAAGUCCUAAGAAUCCAAAAGUUCCAGGGUUAUAGCUAGUGCUCAUUCUACUCAUAGUAUUCCUAUUGAAAUUUGUUUGCAUGACUAAUGUGGGUGCAUUAAUUUCAGUGAUCUGCUCUGAGCAGCUACAACCCACAGUAUUUUGCUUUAAACAUCUGUUUUGUGAUUUCUGUUGUAAUGGCCACUGGUGACAAACAAUAAAAGGCACUUUGGAACUCCUUGCCUCUGGAUUUGAGGCAGGUGCCAUCACUACAGUUUUCGGUGCCUGUUAAAACAUCUUUGUUGAGGCAAACCUAUGCAGACAUUCAGAACUUGCAUGUUUUAUUUUUAUUUUGCUACUUUUUGCAUCUUUUGAAUAUUUUUGAUAUCUGUUUUCUACCAAUAACUUUAAUGUUUUAUUUUAUAAAACAUUAAUAUAUUACAUCAAGCAGUAUAUAUUUUUUAAAAAACACUUGACUGACUUUUCCUGUAAACUCCCCAUCCCCAAGUGAUAUAGAGAUGUUGUUACAAUGCCUGCUUUUGCCAUGGACUCAAUCUACAGCCACCUUUGCUCUCCAGACAUUUUGGGCUAGAAACUCCCCCAUCAGCGACGCUGGCUGUGGGGCUAAAGGAGAGUUGUAGUUCAAAAUAUCUGGAGAGCACCCAGUUGAAGUGAAUUGGGGGUUCUGUGCUGGAGUGCUUUGCAGAGGAGUCCCCGGUGGUUCGUGCCUAGAAUACCUUGGUCUUCUCCAAUGACUUUCCUCUCACCCUACCCUCUUUUCUGUUUGCAGUGGGUUGGUGGCCGUUAUUCAUUGUGGUCUGCCAUUGGCCUCUCCAUUGCUCUACAUAUUGGUAAGUACCCAGAGUUCUUGGCAUGAUAUCUUCUACUGCUACUAUGCUGGGCUGAUACCUUUGGUUUUGGGGGCCUAAAAAAAAAAGGAAAAAAAAAAGAUCAAGUAUAUUUUAGAAAGCCAACUACUUUUUUUUUAUUAAAAAAAUUGAGUGACUCAUAACUUUGCAGAUAGCUGUUUCUGGUUCUCAAAACUAGAAUAGAAAUCUAAUGAAAAUGGGGGCAGGGACCAACCUUCGCUUCUUUCCAAAUUGAAUGCUGUGUUGACUCAGUAGGGUAAAAUUGUACAGGCACGUUGGGUUCGGAUCACAAACUGCUUUUGAGUUUGACAAACCCAGCAAGCAAAGGAAACAAUGAGGAAUAGAAUUUUGCAGUUGUGUGGUUUGCAAACAGGCGUUUCCACUUAAUAAUACUGGUGUUUGCUUUUUAAAAAAAAUCUAUUUAGGUUAUGAUAACUUCGAGAAGCUGCUUGCUGGAGCCCAUUGGAUGGUGAGUAUUUGGUUAUUCUUCACAGAUGAUUGUGUCUGUGUCUCCACCUAUUUGGUGACUUUAAACUGGGAGUGGACAAAGUCAUGGAGGAGAGGGCUAUCAGUAGCUACUAGCCAAUACUGAUAUGCUUUGCACCAGAAGCUAUAAUGCUUCUGAACACCAGUCACUGGGAACCUGAACCUCAGGAGGGGAAGAGUGCUGCUCUUGAACUCAGGUCCUUCAAGAGAGCUUUCCUGAAAAACAUCUUCAUGUACGCGACAACGGCCGCAAGAGUUCUGGUAGCACAAGGAUGGAAGACUGAAGAAACCCCAACUAAAGAAUCAUGGCAAGAAAAAUUGAUGGACCAUGCAGAACUGGCAAAAUUGACAUAUAAGUUACGGGACAAGGAUAACUGUGACUUUAAGGAUGAAUGGGAACCUUUCACAAAGUAUCUGAAGACGCAACAAAGAACUGGACUCCUUGGCAGGUUUUGAAUAAACAUUCACAAUUUUUUUACUGAUAAUAAUCAGCUAAACAGUUUGAAGAUCUAUACAACUCUGUAACAUGCAGAAAAUAGCGUUAUUGGAGAAACCAAAGACUGGAACUGAGGGAAGUCGGGGGGUAGGGUGGGCGGAUGGUUUCUGGGGGGGGGAGAGCGGGGAGGAAAUAAGGAUAUGUUUUUGGAAAAUAUGUUUUGUUAUAACUUUGAAUAAAUAAUAAAAAAAGAGAGAGCUUUCUAUGAGGGCCUCAGAAUGGCCACUAUGAGAAUGCUGGACUAGAUGGGUCAUCGGCCUGAUCAGAAGGGCUCUUUGUAUGAUUUUAACCCGGUUGUUAGCUGGGGUUAUGUAGGGCAAGCAAGAAACAUCCCCCCCCCCAAAAAAAAGUCUUAAUCAGUCGUCUCUGGCUUGGUAGAUCACAAGCAUUGGUCAUACACAGUGAAAAUCCAUGCAACUCCCAUUCACAGUUAUAGGAACUGGUAGAAGCACCACUGGCUGAAUGGGUUCUUAUUUUUCAGUAUGUUCAGAGGUUCUAGUAUUAUCCCCCCCCUCCCCUCUGGAGAGCCAGUGUGGUGUAGUGGUUAAGAGCGGUAGUCUCGUAAUCUGGGGAACCGGGUUUGAGUCUCCGCUCCUCCACAUGCAGCUGCUGGGUGACCUUGGGCCAGUCACACUUCUUUGAAGUCUCUCAGCCCCACUCACCUCACAGAGUGUUUGUUGUGGGGGAGGAAGGGAAAGGAGAAUGUUAGCCGCUUUGAGACUCCUUAAAGGGAGUGAAAGGCAGGAUAUCAAAUCCAAACUCUUCUUCUUCUUCUUCUUCUGCCCAGUGCACUGUUGGCUUUCACAAAGUAAAAACUUCUGCUUUCUACUGCUAGAAGCCAGCUCUGCAUGGCUCUAAAGAAGCUGGAGUUUCAUGGGUGUGUUUGACAUUGGGUCCAGGAUGGACCAAGUGUGCUGUAGGUUUGGUUUUUAUAACAUGGGUGUGUUUUACAUCCAUUUGCCUAACAGGACAAUCACUUCCGCACCACUCCGCUGGAGAAGAACGUGCCCGUGUUGCUGGCAAUGCUGGGAGUCUGGUAUAUCAACUGCUUUGGGACUGAGACCCAUGCGCUUCUGCCCUACGACCAGUACAUGCACCGCUUUGCAGCAUACUUCCAGCAGGUAAGGAGUGUCAUCCUUGGAGUCGUUCCCUUGUGCUCCUUAUUGGUUGGUCUGCUCUCUGAAUCCAGGCUUGCAAUCUUAAGAGUGGAAUGAGGAUCCUUGAAUGUACAUUGGGUGCAGGGAAGCAUCCACGUUAAUUACAGUCUGUGGGUCGUUCCACCAAAUAAGAGUUGUGGCUUGCUGGGUCACAGGCUGCCAAUGCUGCACAGAGUGUAGGCCUCUGUCCAACCCUCCUGGUGGUGCACAAUUAGCUGUGUGUGUCUCCUCUGUUCUGGCUGAUUCUAGUACUAUAUAUGCCUAUAUAUGGUUCCAUUGCUGCUGUUUUACUGUACAGUGGUACCUCGGGUUACAUAUGCUUCAGACUCCGCUAACCCAGAAAUAGUGCUUCAGGUUAAGAACUUUGCUUCAGGAUGAGAACAGAAAUCGUGCAGCGGCAGCGCAGCGGCAGCAGGAGGCCCCAUUAGCCAAAGUGGUGCUUCACGUUAAGAACAGUUUCAGGUUAAGAACAGAACUCCGGAACGAAUUAAGUACUUAACCCGAGGUACCACUGUAUGUCUUUUAUUGAAAUGAGUUUUAUUUCCUGAUUAUUAUUUUUGUUAUACUUUUGCAAGUAGCUUGGAGACUUCUAAAGUGACUAAUAAAUUGAAUUGGUGAUGAUUCAUGUAUUAAGUCUGAACUUCUGCUGUCACUUAGGGAGACAUGGAAUCUAAUGGGAAAUACAUCACCAAGAAGGGCACUCGUGUGGAUUACAAUACUGGGCCAAUUGUGUGGGGUGAGCCUGGAACCAAUGGGCAGCACGCUUUCUAUCAGCUGAUCCAUCAAGGUAUGUUGAAAAGUGGAUCCCAUAUUCUGAGCAUUUUAGUAGAGCCAGUUAUCCCAGAGUUGGAAGGGGCCUUGGAGGCGGUGUCUCAUCCAGGAAGGACAGUAUAGGAUGGCCAGGCAGGAGCCUGGCCAGGCUGCACCUAAUAACUUUCACCAAAGGAGGGCAACCCACAUAUCCAGACAGCCUAUGCCACUGUCAAAAAACUUCAGUGUUGUUGAUUUCUAUGCCUGCUUUCCAUAGUUAAACCCAGCUCAAGGUGGCUUACAACAUCAAAAGAUGUAUAUACACACACACACACACACACACACACACAGAGAGAGAGAGAGAGAGUAGAUUAUGUAGUCAUGAUCAGUAAAUGAAAACAUCUCAGCAAGUAUACAAUUAAACAAUCCCCACAUGAGUCGUAAUAAGGUCUAACAAUAAAAAUACACAAGUAUGAAACAUCUCCAAAAUUAAAUCUUGACCCCCAACAAAAAUCUGAGCACCAGCUUCUGUAGUAGGAGCCAGUCAGCCACCCUGUGGCCAGGUGGUAAUAAACCAGUUAAAGCAGGGAGCAGGUCAUGUAGGACGUCUUCUUGUGUUCACCUGAAAUCUGCAAAUUACACAUAUUUAAAAUUCAUCUGGUUUUUAUUGCUUAUAUCCCACAUUUCCUUCAAGAAGCUCAAGGCAUCAUGCACAGUUCUUCCCCCCUUCCCGGUAUUACCUUCACAACAACCUUGUGAGGUAGGUUAGCCUGAGAGGGGGUUGACUGGCCCAAGGUGAUGCAGUGAGCUUCACAGCUGAUUUGGGGAUUGGAACCCUGGUCUCCCAGGUCCUGACCAGACUUUGUAACCUCCACCAGCAUACCACAUUGGUUCACGUUCUGUCCUUUGGCGUAGCAGAGAGCAAGUUGAUGUAUCUCAGGCACUUAUUAAUCUGACCACUGUAAUAGUGCUCCAGUUUGAUGUGAAGUAAGCAUCUGCAUAAGCCACUGUCAGUGUGUUACAGCAGCGGAGAUGUCAGGUCCCUUAAAAAUAAAGCAGCAAAUUAGAACUAGUUUCCUACAGUUAGCCUUGUCGAACAAGUUUUCUUAAUGAAACUUAACUGCAUCAAAGUGAGACUCUCAUAAAAUCUCUCUCUCUUUUUUUUUUGGUAGGAACUCGUAUGAUCCCGUGUGACUUCCUCAUCCCAGUCCAGACGCAGAAUCCUAUCAGGAAAGGGCUGCAUCACAAGGUGAAUGGUCAACAACCAAUAGCUUGUUUUCAAAGCAGUUUCUUGCAUGUGGGAAAACUUGAAUACCACAGAGAAAGCAGAUCCUUGCAAGAGAUUCUUAUUUGGAGACGCUUUCAUACAAACUCAAGUCACUCCCUUAUACAGUGGAACCUCUACUCAUGUACGGAAUCUGUUCCAGAGGUCCGUUCGUGAGUCGAUCUGGGUCGUUGGGAGAAGCACCGUUCUGCGCGUGCGCAUUUGGCGGCCAGCGUCGUUCUGCGAUCUGCAGACAGCCGCUUCUGCACAUAUGCAGACGGCGGCAGCUGCUUCUGCGCGUGCACGAAUCGCGGCAAACCCAGUAUUUACUUCUGGAUUUGCCGCGGUCGCGAGUUAGAUUGUUCGCGAAUAGGGCCGGUGGUAAGUCGAGGUUCUAUUGUACUGAAUCAGUUUGCAGGUCUAUUGAGCCCAGCCUGGACUCCAGCUCCUGCCAGCACAGGGUUUUGAAGCGUAGCUGUGUAUAAAACAAGUACAUUGAACAAAAUUGCUAUUUGGCAUAAUUCUAUAAUAUGUAUACAUACAUACAUAUUGUGUAGCAUAGCUGGCUUGGCUCAGCUUCUUGCUUUAGUGAGCAUUGUAAGAAAUGAAGCCCAGUCCCUGGGUUCUGAGAUUUCAGCAUGUGCUAUCAGAAGUGAAUAGGUUCUAUCUUCCUCGUGUUAAAGGGAGGCAGUGGCUAGCAAAUGGACUUGGCAACAGGCCUCCAGCAAGAGAUAGAUGUUUUUAGCGCACUAGAUGUGUCAACCAGCUGUGUGCUAUCAAUUACUGGUUUUGGGGAAGUGGGGGGGGUGGAGUUGGGUGAAUAAUCACUGUUAAAAAGGCAGUUAUCCUCAUUGUUGCUUUUGGGAUUUCACUUCCUUCAAUCAUAGUAUUUGCAAUCCUGCCCUAACCAUUUAUAUUUUAAUAGUAACUGAAAUUGGCACCUUCCAAAAUCUGGCAAUUGCCAACAUGGGCACUAUCAGUACAUACCCAAUUAAUAGUUUAAAAUGAGCAUUUAAGUUGAAAAAAUUCAACAGGGCUAGCUCACUUGCCUUUUUUUAGGUGUUGGCCAAUAAUUUUGUGGAUCUCUGUAAAGCUGGAAUACCAAAAUGUGGCAACUUCAUUGCAAGUCCUACCACAUGUGCGAGAAGUGCCCCUUAAUUUUGCACCCCUCCAACACCACGGGGUAUGAAUUGGAUUGAUAUUUGCCAAGCACAGAAGAGUAAGAUGCCAUUUCUGGAAUGCUUUCAGUGCAAUUUCCUUAAAUGAAGCUGGAAUUGCUUUGUAGGGAAAUUUUGUCCACGUGGUAUUCCAGUCCUUGGCAACAGAAAUAAAAAUAUUAAUAUGAACAGUUGUGAUAUGCAAAUCUAUUUUAUUAUGUGUUUUUUAACAAAAACAUUUUUUAAAAAAGGAUGGAGAAAAUCAGCAGCAUGGUAUCUAAAAUACGAAAGGGCAAACCACCUCUCUGUCCUAAUGCUGGUCACCACAGAAAAUGACACAGGCCUCUCUCUCUCCUUUCCUGCUAGAUCCUUCUGGCCAAUUUCCUUGCCCAGACUGAGGCCUUAAUGAAAGGGAAGACCGCAGACGAAGCUCGUAAAGAGCUGCAGGCUUCUGGGCUGAGCGGGGAUGCCCUGGAGAAGAUUCUUCCACACAAGGUACCUCAGUUGCAGCACCGUUUCAAGCAUUUGGGUGGGUCACAGGCAUUGCACCAUGGUUUGCAACUGGAUGGAUAAACUGAAGGCCAACCAGGGUGACUCCCCUAUGAGGAAAGGUUGCUGUGUUAGGGUCUUCUUAGAGGAAAGGUGAGCAAGAGGUGGCAUGAUAGAAGUUGAUGAAAUUAUGACUACCGUGGAGAAAAUGGGUACAGAAAAGUCCUGUCCCCCAAUAACCCCAGAACUCAAGGCCAUCCGAUGAAGCAGAAUGUUGGAAGUUUCAGGACAGUAAAGAAAUAAUAAUUAUUUAUUAUUUAUGCUCUGCCCAUCUGGCUGGGUUUCCCCAGCCACUCUGGGCAGCUCCCAACAGAAUAUUAAAAACAUGAUAAAACAUCAAAUAUUAAAAACUUCCCUAAAGAAAGGACUUCUUCACACAGCUCAGAGUUAAACUGUGGAACUUGUUCCCACAGAAGGCAGUGGUGGCCAGCAGCUUUAGAUGGCUUUAAAAAACAGUUUUGAACAAAUUAAUAGAAAAGGCAGUCGGUGGCUAUUAGCUGUCAGAGGCAGUAAUGUUUCUGAAUACCAGUUGCUGGAAACCAUAGCAGGGGAGAACACUCUUCUUGCUUGCUGGUUUUCGACAGGCAUCUGGUUGGCCACUCUGAGAACAGGAUGCUGGACUAAGUGGGACAUUGGUCUGAUCCUGCUGGCUCUUCUAAUGUUCUUACGAUACUGAGCCACCUACAGGCAAAGACUCAUUUGACCCUGCCUGUAUAAAUUAAAUGAAACUUUCAUAUAAAUGAAAGCUUUCACUAAAAAAGAAAGAAAGAAACACUGUGGCCUGAACAGUCAUCUGUUUUGAAGUGGUAUCAAAGUAUUUAUUGCCUUUAGAGUCUUACAGGGGAAGGCAGGUCCCUGCUCCUAGGACACUACAAAUGUAAGCCUGUAGGUGACAGCCAGGCACGAAACAAGGGAUGAGUAUGGGUGCUUGAGCUUUUGAUUUUAUGAGCCGGAAGGACCCAAAUGUUCAGACACAAGCUUGUUCAAGGGAGGAUUUGAAGAAGUGGCACACCCUGUAGCUGUUAUUGUUUCACAGCUAAAUCAUCAGUGAAAAACCGUAAGAUGCAUUAUUGACAGGUGUCUGAAGAGUAGAGUGUAGUAAUAAAUGUUUAUCUCUUGUGUUUCCUUUAUAGGUCUUUGAAGGAAACCGCCCAACCAAUUCCAUUGUGUUUACUAAGCUUAACCCAUUCAUUCUUGGAGCCUUAAUUGGUAAACGUCUUACUCUUGAGUAUUUGUAUUCAUAGACUGCUUUGUCAUCUAUAAGACUCACUAUUCAUCCUGCCUGUCUUCCUCUCUUUUCUUUAAUCUGUUACAGCGAUGUAUGAACAUAAGAUCUUUGUUCAAGGAGUUGUAUGGGAUAUCAACAGCUAUGACCAGUGGGGGUAAGUCACUUUCAUGUAUAUGGGGGGAGGGGCUUUCCUUGCAAAAUGAGUCUGCUUUCCUAGGGGUUGGACUCCCACUUAACUUGAAAGGAGCCAAGAUCAGUCUAGGCCAAACCUGUUUCAUAGUGGAAGAAUAAGCUAUUUGCACCUUGGCCUAUUGCUGUAGCAACUUUGCUAAAGGAUCAGCAGGUAUGUUCUUGACAGGUUGGACUGAUCUUCACUGCCAUCAGUUGUGUGAGAAGUUUCCCCUGCAGACAACCAAGCUGCACUUAGUUACUGAAAAGCCGCCUGCUUUUUUUUGGUUAUGCUUUUAUAAAUAGAAGCACCCAAAAAAGCAAAAGUUAAACAUACAUAGUUGGAAACAUAUACUGAAGGGAAUAUAUUAUUCCCCAUUAUUAAGGGGAAUAAUCUCGCCUUUAUUAAGAAGAGCCUUGCUGGAUCAGGCCAAAGGGGGUUCAUCCAGUCUAACAUCCUGUUCUCACAGUGGCCACCCAGGCACCUGUGGGAAAUGUGCAAGCAGAAAUUGAGCCCAAGAAACCCUCUUCCCCUCCUGUGGUUUCCAGCAACUGGUAUUCAGGAACAUUACUGCCUCCAAAUUGAAGGCAGAGAAAUAUCCAUCAAGAUUAGUAACCAUGAAAAUACGCAUUCUGGAUUGCUGCUUCUCAGCCAGUAAAACUGUUCCUGCCAGUGUGGCUCAACAGCUAGCUAGCAUGUAUUUGGACUGGGAAGACCUCGGAUCAAUCCUUUGCUCAGCCACAAAGCCUGCCUUGUGCACCUCAGGUUGUCCCGCUUACCACCAGUUGUGUGGUUGCAGGCCUUGCUGAUUUGCACCCAUGCUGCCCUAAGCUUCUUGGAGGAAAGCCAGGUUUUAACCAGUGUCUAAGCCAGGCCUUUGGUCUCUAGCCUAAAUCCAUCCUUUUCCUUCCCUUUGUAUGUAAAAACCAGCGUUGAGCUUGGAAAGCAGCUGGCCAAGAAAAUUGAGCCAGAACUGGAAUCUGAUGCGCCGGUGACAUCUCACGAUUCCUCCACCAACGGGCUGAUCAACUUCAUCAAGAAACACCGGGCCUGAUCCGAGGGCAGGAGGGCUGCGUGCCGACGACAAUCCAACCGCCAAACACCCAGAUCGAUGUUGUAGUCUGUGUUUCGUUAACCACUCUUAACCGGAAUAGCACUUUUUUCACCAGUUCUGUUAGCUGUUAACGGUUAGCCUUGUUGCUUUUUUGAGCGUUGUUGCAAACAAAACCUUUUUUAAUCUUGUGACACCUGGAAAAUGCUGUUUAGUUGCUGUUCGUAGCAGCUGAAUUGUAACUGUUGGGUACUGUUACCCCCCCCCCCACUCACUUCCCGCUCCAGCUCCACUCUGUAUUGCCUAGAUGGAAGCUGCACAACAGGCGGCAGCAAAAAACCCCUUUGCCUGCACUGUAUCUUGUGAAGCUGGUGCCAUUGUGAGACACCCCACCUUGUACAAGAUUAUACCACAGUUAACUAAACAUGGCUGCUUUGUGUUUUUCUCCUUUUAUUUUAAGGUGUGAAUGUGGUUAUCUAAACACUUAAUAGUUUUGUUGGCUCUUUCCCAUGAUAUAGUUAACCUUUUGGUUUUAUCCUGAGCUGAAUAUAUACAUGAUACAUAUAUGAAGGUUCUCAUACACACAGCCAUCAGGAGUCUUUAACCUUCGUGAAAUUGUCUAAUCCUCCUUUUAAAGCCAAGCAGAUUUGUGGGAGCACACUAUGCGCUGUUCUGAAUCUUCCAGCAUUUGGCUUCCUUGGAGGCCUGUGAGUUCUCCUGUCAUGAGAGGGCGAGAAAACUUAAGUAUCCACUUUUUCCUUGCCUUGCAUACCUGCCAUACCUCUUUUCUCUUAAUUAAACCCCACGUGUCAUGAUUGUUCCUCAUUGGGCAGUUGCUCCAGUCCCCUGGUGGUUUGGGUUCCCAUUUUCUGAAGCUCUUCCUGCUCCACACUACCCUCUGCCAAUUGUAACUUGAAGAGGGGGUCUCCUAACAACUCUCAGCACCCUUAACAAACUAGAACUGUUUAAAGUUGCAUGGUCUUGCUUGAAGGGCCCUCAUUCUGCAGCGGGGCUUGGGGCAGAAUCCCUCAGGCCCAUUCUGGCAUUUUAUCAAAGUGGUGCCAUUAAGGACAUGAGAAGAGUCCUGCAGCAGCUGGAUCAGGCCAAAGGAGGCCCAUCUUGUCCAGCAACCUGUUCUCACAGGGGCCUGCACCUCAUGGGGAGCCAGCCAUUUACAUCUGCCUAUUUUUGUGUGUAUUGACUCACAUGGUCUUGUAAUUCCUCUCUGAAGGCAACAGAAGUGCUGAGGAGGCAAAAGCAGGUAAGAUAGUCUUCUCUGCAACCCGGUGGCCUCCAGGUGUGUUGGACUAAAUCUCCCAUCAGCCCCAGGUAGCAUGACUAACAGCUAUGAAUGAUGGGAGCUGUAGUUCAAAUCAUCUCAAGGGUACCAGGUUGGAGAAAGCUGGCUUCUGGGCCCCUACUUCCUUUUUGUAGCCUCUCAAAAUGACUUGAGCCACAUCUAAGUUGCUUUUCUUCCAGAAUAUCUGCUCGAAAAGCUCUUUCUCUGUUUGACACGCUCCAUUCCCCUAUCAUGAAUUAAUUGCAGAGAAGAGAGCUGGAGAUUAAGGGGUGCGUUAUACAAACACGGCAGCUCAAGGAUGGUGAGGCAGUUUUAGUGCUCAAUACAAACAGAUGUACAAAGCUCAUUUAAAUACUUAGUUCAGUCAGACAAGUGGUUUUGCAGGCAUUCAGUGUGGUGAAGCUUGAACAAAGAUCCACCUGGAGGCUGUUAAAUUGAGAGUCCUUCCAACCUAUACAACGAUAGGUUUAAAAUUUCAAAUACUCUUUGUGGCAUAUACUUUUGUGGACUAGAGCCCACUUCAGAUACAUGAAAGAAAAACGUAGAGGUUUUUGGUUCAAAGCCCAUGGAGCCAGCACAAAACAUUAACACCAAAACCUCAAUGCAGGACCAUUUAAAACAGCAAUUAAAGUUAUCGACAAAAAUUGAUUGGUGACAUCAACUUUGUAGGGAAAAGAGCACCUAGCCCUCCAUAUGUUGCUGAACUAAAACUCCCAACAUCUGACCAUUCAUGCUUGCUGGAGCUGUAGUGCUGUUCAGAAGUAAGGCCCAUUGUGUUCAGUGCAACUUACUCCCAGGUAAAGGUGUAUAGGGUUGUACCCCAAAUCAGGACUAGAAUGGUAAGCAAAUAAAAGGAUAUUGCUUGAAGUGACUGCUAAGGAACAAAGGGCAAAACUGAACCAGCCCUUCCACUCAAAAUCACAUUUUCUCCUUCCUAAGCAAUAUUGAUGUUCCCUUUCUAUGAAGGAUGAUUUAUGCCCAUGACCUAGUACCUUAACAGGACUUUAAAGUGGUCAGUUUAAGUUUAACAGCCUUGGUGGUCCUCAAGGCCAUCCCCAAAUGAAAUUAAAACAUUCAUCUUUGGCACCUUUCAGUCACAUAACGUGUGCACAAUAAAAGGUCAGAAAAAUCUUUCUUGCUAUCCCAGCUGUGCUGCAUCUGCACCAUUAAAGUCUCCCUGCCCCAAAUUUUCAUCUAAGAUAAGCAUUAUAGCUGCCCAUUGGCACUGUGAAAAUAAAGUAUGUGCGAAGGCUAGAUGCAAUUUCUGUGUGUGUAAGGGUUGCUUAUGUGUUAGUUAAUUUGGAAGCCCUUUGAAGAAUUCUACAAAGGGAUCAAAGACAAAUGAUUAGAAAGAUUUCAGCGAACUGAAGAAAGAUCGGACCAGAUCAAAGGGAGCAGCUGACAGUUGUUGGCUUGCCAUGACUGAGCCUGAUUCAGCGGCUUGUUUUGUACCUCCUGACAUAUAUUCCUGAUAGUCCUAAAACAGGAUGAUUUAUCGUACUAUAGGAGUAUAUGCUGCUAACUUACGAUAAUAUGUGUUCGCUCAUUUGAUUUUGCUAUCAGUGAAACAACGAUGGAUAUUAUGAAGGAAAAGCUAAUUCUGAGUUACAGAUAAGAACAUAAGAAAUGCUUUGCUGGAUCAGACCAAUGGCCUUCCUUGUUUAAAAAAAAGCUCAACAACUUUGACCUGAACCCCCAAAAGGGGGGGUAGAUCACUGCCAGUUUUUAAUUCUGUGAGUAGAUCGCAGACUCUUUGGAGUUGGCCACCCCUGGCCUAUCAGGUCUAGCAUCCUGGCCUCACACUGGCCAAUGAGGUGGCUGUGGGAAAACAGCAAGCAGGAUUCAGGUACAAGUGCCCUCUCCCCUUCCUGUGGUUUCCAGCAACUGGUAUAAGCAUUACUGCAUUUGACCAUGGAGGCAAAAUAUAGCCAUCUUUGCUAGUAGCCAUUGAAAGCCAUUUGUCAGUGAAGUUAUCCAGUUCCCUUUUAAAGCCAUUUAAAAGUUAGUGGCCAUCAGUGAAUACAGAGGGCCAAGGGGAAGUAGGAGUUUUUAGUCUCAAAUUAAUGUCAGUUCUGGUAUAUAUAUGGAAAAGGCAUAAUCAGGCAACCACAUUUCACUUCAUUCCUAUACAUUAUGCCCUGCUCUCAAAUUUAGACAUUUCCACUGAAUUGGCUUAUAUGUAAAGUAGUAAUACCCUAGAACAAAGGCCACCUUUCCCAAUCUAGCACCUGGUAGCUGUUUUGGACUACAACUUCUAUCAGCUUCAGCCAACAUGGCCAUGCUUGCUUGGGCUGAUGGGAGUUGUAGUUUAAAACAUCUGGAAGGCUGGGCUGCGGUUGUCUUUAGUUAUUAGUUUUCCCUUACCUGUAUAUCAAAUUGGAGCAUCGUAGGAUUGUUGAAAUUUCCCUGAAGAAUGUGAACUACAGUGGUACCUCGGGUUACAUACGCUUCAGGUUACAUACUCCGCUAACCCAGAAAUAGUACCUUGGGUUAAGAACUUUGCUUCAGGAUGAGAACAGAAAUCAUGCAGUAGCAGCGCAGCGGCAGCAGGAGGCCCCAUUAGCUAAAGUGGUGCUUCGGGUUAAGAACAGACCUCCAGAACAAAUUAAGUUCUUAACCCGAGGUACCACUGUGCAACAAAUGUUUUGUACUACAAAUAAAUUGAAUCGUCAUUAUUUUAAUUAUUAAACAAAAACUACUUGGAUAAUAACUUGGCUAACACACAGGCAUGUUCUGGGACUUUGCAAGCAAUUCUGGGGCUUAGAAUUUGGGUAAUUGGCUACUUUCUCUGUGGCGGCCCCUAAGCUGUGGAGCCCCCUCACCACAGAGGUGCCCACAGCACCUUCAUUGUACAGCUUCUGGUACAAACCUCUUUACCCGGGCUUUUGACACUUGUUUUUAGGACCCAUCUUGUUUUUAUGGUUGUAAAGUGUUUUAAACCAUUUUGAAUAUGGUGUUUUAAUACUGUAAACCCCCCACCCGAGACCUUAGGGUGAAGGGAAGGCAAUAAACAAACAAGCAAAUGAGAUGACAGUGGGCAUGC
Messenger RNA from Podarcis lilfordi (Lilford's wall lizard), 36746 nucleotides. The record is from the annotation of a GenBank genome assembly. Lineage: Eukaryota; Metazoa; Chordata; Lepidosauria; Squamata; Lacertidae.